Molecule: messenger RNA, 2694 nt
Organism: Erythranthe guttata (spotted monkey flower)
Lineage: Eukaryota; Viridiplantae; Streptophyta; Magnoliopsida; Lamiales; Phrymaceae
Source: RefSeq, a predicted model, not a curated record
AUGGAGGAUGUAUUGGUCAAGGUAGAUAAGUUCAUACUCCCGGCCGAUUUUCUAGUACUAGACAUAGAGGAAGAUGAAAAUAUUCCCCUUAUCUUAGGACGCCCAUUCUUAGCAACCGGUAGGUCAAUUAUUGAUGUAGGAAAGAGAGAGCUAAGAAUGAGUGUGGGGGAAGAAACAGUGAUCUUCAAGGUGUACCGGGUGGAUGAAAAGCCUAUUACGGCUAAUGGAUGUUAUCUUCUUGAUGAGGGAGAUUCAAGAACGGUGCACUUUUCUCGAAAAAACCCAUUCCACCAAGAACGCCCACAAGGUGUUCGACGAAGUGCCCAAGUCAAGUUUGGGGGAAAUUUUGCACACCAAUUCACUCCAAAGCUCCUCCACCAGCAUCCUCAAAUUAUGGGGAAACGAGAACGUGACGGGUCAUGGGACGAUCAUGAUUUGUUAUCGGUGUUGCCGGAGUUUAAUUCCAGUAGUCAGCAUUGUUCGACGAGUGCUCGAUUAAAGUCUAUUGCUCCUUACAGUGGACGAAAGGAUACAAUUGUUUAUGCAACUGAUUCGCACACCGGAAAGGUGGUUCGUUACCAUGUUUAUGUCGAUGCAAUAUCGAGGAUUCAAAUAUUCAACACCCCUCCCAAGCUUGAUGUCGAUAAUCUUGCUACCCUAUCGGUGCGUGCCUUUGAUAGUGAAGAUAAUGUCUUUUCCUCCUUGAUGGGCCUGCGAUUCAUGUGGCAAUUGAUGGCCGAAACUCACGGAUUGCCUCGUAACCUCGUCCAUGUUCCUCUAAAGGACUCUCCGAUGAGUGAUUAUGGUGGCUUUUUCGGUGAUUUGGAUAUCCAAGUAAAUCUUGAAGAAAGUGGUGUUUUCUCGGAUUUGUGUGUUGUGAAAGGCACUGAAAUUGGCGUUUCGAUUGUCUCUGUGAGUUUACUAGAAUCAUCGUCCCGGUACUUGAAAGACGAGAUUACUUUGACAGUUGCAGAGGCGAUGUCUCUCGAUCCUCCAUCACCCGUGUAUGUCCUCAUCGGCGCAGUUGUCCGUUAUACCCUCAAAUCCAUCCGUAGUAAUACGCCACGAGUCGUGAGCCUACCAUCUCCAUUCCAUCACUGGUCGGCCUCAAACUCUUCGGUUGCUGAGGUGGACGGAGAAACGGGUACAGCUCGUGCGUUGGGCUUGGGGGCAACACAAGUUGUUGUUCGAGACACCCGAAUUCUCGGACAGAUGCAGAUAUCAUCUCUCCAUAUUGUCUUGCCCGAUAAUUUGUUGCUAUUUCUGAGGCCACUCUAUCUUUGUGGUGACUUUAGAGUUGCUAAUAAGAACAAGUACAGAAUACUAAUUGCAUAUUCAUCUGGAUCUGGAGAGCUUAUAGCGACUUUGGCUUACCGCACUGGGCAUGGUAUUACGAAAGAAGUUCUCAAGGUUUCUCAAGAAUUCACGGUUUGUGAUCAAGUUGAGUUCGUUAAGGAACGAGCGGACGCAACGGUUGUGUCUGUAUCUGCCUCGGGCAUUGUUCGGGCAAGAAAGCCCGGAAAUGCAACUAUUAGAGUAGUGUCGAUUUUCGAUCCAUUGAAUUAUGAUGAGAUGGUUAUUGAAGUUUCUGUCCCUUCUUCGAUGAUCAUUCUGCCUAUCUUUCCCGUGGAGGUGCCUGUCAGGUCACAUCUUCUAGCUUCUGUGACAUUGAGAGCAUCGAGCGGCGCGUAUUUCCAUGCAUGUGAUGCUUUCGGGUCAUAUAUAAGAUGGAAAACCGAGAGCGAGUCUUUUGUAAUUGUCAACGCAACUCUGAGAUUAUUGGCUGUUCGACUCAAUUCCUCGUCGUCGUCGUACGGCCCUGCUUGCGCAUCGACUCUCAUUUACCCAUCGGGUCCCGGCCGCACCAUCGUGCAUGCAACAUUAAAUAGAGAGAAUCGACCCUCGGAAUCUAAUGUCUUUAAUGUUUCCUUACGUGUUGCUGCAUAUUCACCGCUUACUAUACACCAGGCGAGCGGCGGGAACCGUUUUGGUGGUUACUGGUUUGAUACGGCUCGUAUUGGAUCUUGGAACGAGCUCGGGAGAUCGGAUGAUGUCAAUCUCGCACUCGGAACAUACUUGGAUGUAAUGCUUUCUGGGGGACCAGAGAGGUGGGGCGAGGAUGUCGAGUUCGUUGAAACUGUCGAUGUAAUCGACGAGGGGAAAACUAAUGCGAAAAGUAGAAUUUUCUUUGAUCGUAUAUUGACCGUUAACGGUAAUUUAUACCGAAUAGGAUGCAAAAGUUUGGAGCCUUUCUCGGUUAUUUUCAGAAGGGGGAACCUAAUGGGCGAAGAGCAUCGUUUUCCAGGUAUAUCUGAAGCUGAAAUGGUGCUUACAAGUAGCUACCCAUCUUAUAUUGUAAUAAUACCCGACGCAGAAUUGAAUGCUCAUCCAGUUAUACGGUCUGCAAGGGGGGCUGAAAGAACGGUUACAGUAGCCAACGGACGCGAAAUUCGAAUGUCCGCUGUUGGAAUCAGUAAUUUCGAUAUAGCUUUCGCGAAUUCGUCUUUGUUUAUUUUAAGGUGGGAAUUAAGUGGUUGCGAAGGGCUGGCGGUUUUCGAUGAUUCGAAAGGGUAUUUGAGCUGGGAAAGGUUUUUGAAAUUGCAAAAUACAUCCGGACGGUGCACCGUGCUGUCACGGCCCGCUAGUUUUGGCCCAACCACUUGUCAGUUUCCCUUGGGUUGGGAGGUUAAAUAG